Glycine soja is the source of this 1767-nucleotide messenger RNA. Its product is annotated as thermospermine synthase ACAULIS5-like. The transcript is spliced from 10 exons. NCBI's taxonomy places the organism in Eukaryota, Viridiplantae, Streptophyta, Magnoliopsida, Fabales, Fabaceae. Gene Ontology annotation, biological process: polyamine biosynthetic process. The record is from RefSeq and is a predicted model, not a curated record. Gene Ontology annotation, molecular function: thermospermine synthase activity. The coding region runs from base 73 to 1095 and encodes 340 amino acids.
AUAACCACAUUGCACUUUUCAUCCAUUUCUGCGAAAUCACUGUUUUGUUGUCUAUAUUUUUUUUUCCCUGACAUGGGUGAAGCUCCAGAGGUGUUCUACAUUAAUGGGUUCUCAAAGUUUGAACAUGAAAUUGAAACCCAACAAAACCAUCAUGUGAAUGAUCAGAACCAUGAUUCUUCUUGGUACGAGGAAAUCAUCGAUGAGGAUCUAAAAUGGUCUUUUAAACUCAACAGUGUGCUCCAUAAAGCCAUUAGCGAGUACCAGGACAUAGCUCUCUUAGAUACAAAGCGUUUUGGAAAGGCCUUGGUGCUUGAUGGAAAGAUGCAGAGUGCUGAAACGGACGAAUUUAUUUAUCAUGAAUGCUUGAUUCAUCCACCUCUUUUAUGCCAUCCUAAUCCCAAGACUGUGUUUAUAAUGGGGGGAGGUGAAGGUUCUGCUGCUAGGGAAGCCCUUAAGCACAGGUCAAUGGUCAGAGUGGUCAUGUGCGAUAUAGACAAGGAGGUGGUAGAUUUCUGCCGAAAAUACUUGAUUGCAAAUAAGGAGGCGUUUUCUCAUAAGAAGCUCGACCUUGUCAUUAAUGAUGCCAAGGCUGAAUUGGAGAAAAGAAAGGAGAAGUUUGAUAUCAUCGUUGGAGAUUUGGCAGACCCACUUGAAGAUGGGCCUUGCUAUCAACUCUACACCAAAUCCUUCUACGAGAAGAUCCUGAAGCCCAAGCUCAAUGAUAAUGGCAUUUUUGUGACCCAGGCUGGACCAGCAGGUAUCUUCACACACAAGGAGGUCUUCACUUCUAUAUAUAACACAGUCAAACAGGUUUUCAAAUAUGUGAUUGCAUACACGACUCAUGUACCAUCAUUUGCUGACACAUGGGGUUGGGUUAUGGCUUCGGACCAACCACUAUCGAUUUGCGCUGAUGAAAUGGACAGAAGAAUCGAAGCAAGAAUAGAUGGGGAACUUCUCUAUCUAAAUGGUGCUUGGUUCCAUUCAUCUACAACUAUGAACAAAACUGUUUACCAAUCGCUGCAAAAUGAAACUCACGUGUACACAGAAGAAAAUGCUAGAUUUAUUCCUGGACAUGGCAUGGCUUUUCAUCUCUAAGAUUUCAAGCCAUUGAUGGAGAGAAACCGUUCCAACCUCAAGUUCAUUAAAUUGUUAGGCUUAUUACAUUUAAGAAAUUAUUCGCUUUGACUCUCAUGAGUCUUCACAAUUUUGUUUUUCAUAAAUGCCUUAAUAGGUUAAGGAAAUAAAAUAUUUAUAAACUAUCUCUAGUCUCUCAGACUCAUUAAUAAUGCGAGACUUUUCUUUUUUAUGUAUUGGAAGAGUAGCCCUCCUUCUAGUGUCAAAAUUCCAUCAAUCUGAACCGAGAGCUAUUGUUCCAAUACAUUAAAAAUCCUACAUUUCUUAGCAAACAAUUCCAAUGAUAGUUUAUAAAUAUUUUUCUCCCUCAAGAUAUGAAGACAUCUUUUAAGAUCAAAGGACAAUACUUCAAAUGUGGCGAGCUUAACAAUAUAAUAGACUUGAAAUCGGAAACAAAAACUCUUGCAUUCUGACCUUCACCUCAAAUUAUUGGAUCGUACAGUCCAAAUUUAACUUCAAAGUUAAUCAUGAGAGAGCACAUUCAAUUCUUGUAAUCUAUGCAUAUUAUCAUGCAUGUUUUCAUUUGUAAAAUGGUGUUAGAGUAUGUGGGGAUUUGCUGUAUAGAAUACAAAGAUAUUGGAAGGACUAGUCAUUCUAAACAAUAAGAACAAUAACAUCAAUUAAACAAUUAAA